This is a messenger RNA of Macrosteles quadrilineatus (aster leafhopper), 2772 nucleotides long. RefSeq lists its product as uncharacterized. Gene Ontology annotation, molecular function: DNA helicase activity. The coding region runs from base 1 to 2772 and encodes 923 amino acids. The transcript has a single exon. NCBI's taxonomy places the organism in Eukaryota, Metazoa, Arthropoda, Insecta, Hemiptera, Cicadellidae. Gene Ontology annotation, biological process: DNA repair; telomere maintenance. The record is from RefSeq and is a predicted model, not a curated record.
AUGCAGAUGCGGGGUCUUCCACAUGCCCACAUCGUGUUCAAAAUCGAUGGCGAUGGACCAGUGCAGGCUUCGGACAUAGACUCCCUCAUCCGCGCUGACAUUCCAUCUCCGGAGGAGGCAGGAGGCCGAUUAAGGGCGUUGGUUCUGCGGCACAUGAUCCACGGCCCUUGUGGUACGGAUCACAGGACCGACUUCCCUUGCUGGGACACUGCCAAAGGCAGCUGUUCAAAAUUUUUCCCCAAACCUCCCUGUGAAUCAACCCAUGUAGACGAGAGGGGCUUUGUAAAAUAUCGACGUGAUUAUGGUAACGAGGGGAGUAUAACUUCAAGAAACAAAUCGAUUCCUGUACAUGACGGCUGGGUCGUUCCGUACAACUCGGCAUUACUACUUAAAUACGAGGCACACAUCAACUUGGAGGUAGCUUCCACUCGUCGUGUGAUCAAGUAUCUGUUUAAAUACCUCAUGAAGGGUGGCUCGCUUCAGAACGUCAAAGUUACUCCUCUUAGUAAACAAGACGAUGAAGUUGAGCACUACGUCACGAAGCGUAUGGUGGGAGCCAGCGAUGCAUGCUGGCGUCUCUUGGACUUUCCCAUCUCAAAGUCUGAGCCCACAGUCGAUUGUCUCCCUGUCCACCUAGAGGGAAAACAGACUGUGUGCUUCCGCCCUAACAACUUGACACACGCCACUUCGGGAGCUACCUCUGACCUGCUCUUGUAUUUCAAUAGGCCUCUUGACUCGGUAUUCGACGAUUUAACCUACCAGUCUUUUUUCGAGCAGUACGUUAUUCAUAACAAACGCCCUAGUAAUGCUGAGGUGUACGACCAUCCAGACGGCAAGCAUUUCCUUACCUCAAGAAAGCGUGGUCAAAAGAUCUGUCGUCUCUUCUGGGUCUCGCCAAACAGAAGCGAGCAGUACUUUCUUAGGCUCCUUUUGAUGGUCAUUCCGUGCCGGGGAUACGCCGACCUGCUUGCUCGUGGUGGUGAUGGUUGCACGACAUAUCAACAGGUUGCGCGCACCCUCGGUUUGGUUGAGGACGAGGACGAGUACCACCAAGCCCUCAAGGAAGCAGCUCGUUUCAUGGUCGGCCCGAGGCUCCGCUCUUUCUUUGUCCUUCUGUGCAACAUGGGAGCUCCUGCGGCCCUCUUGUGGGAUGCUUUCCGUGACGCAUUGUGCGAAGACCAUUUGGAGCGGAAUCCUCUUGAUCACGAGGUUGCGUACAAGCUGGCUCUGAUUGAGAUCGAUCGAAGCCUUCGACGUCAGGGAUCCUGCUUGGCCGAUCACGGUCUCCCUACUGUAGACGACGACACGACCGAACUGGGGAGGGAACUUCUCAUCUACGGUGAAAAUCGUCAGAGAUCACUUGUAGAUGAGUGGGAACCUAAACUUUCCCGCGACCAGAGGGCGGUCUUCGAUUAUGUUCGGUCUCUACUGCAGGGCCAAGUCUACAGCCGGUCUAAAAAACUUAUCUUUCUUGACGGACCCGGAGGCUACGGCAAGACCUGUCUAAUACAUGUUAUUCUUGCAUACGUCCGUAGUCGUAACCAGGUCGCUAUUGCUGUCGCUAGCUCCGGCAUUGCCGCUGGUAAUCUGCCAGGUGGCACGACAGCACACAGCAUGUUUCGGCUACCACUUGAUCUCGGCGAUGGCACUGGAUAUUGGAACUUGACGAACGGGUCUCAGCGAGCAGAACUCAUCAGAGCAGCACAGCUCAUUGUUUUUGAUGAGGCCCCGAUGGCUCACCGGUACAUUUUUGAAAUCAUCGACAGAUCUCUGCGUGACCUCAUGAAUUCACCUGAGCCAUUCGGGAAUAAGAUCUUUAUCUGCUGCGGGGAUUUCCGUCAGAUCGCACCAGUUGUUGCAAAGGCUCGUACUCCGGCCGACAUUGCCUGUGUAUCACUGCGUGCGUCAUCUCUUUGGUCAAGUUUCCAAAUCUUUUCUCUGUCCACCCCUCACCGGACUUCUGGGUCCACUGCCUACUCUGACUUCCUCCUUCAAGUAGGCAAUGGAACAAUUUCAUCUGUUCCAUUUGGGGAAGGCCGUGACUCUGUUGGCCUGAUCCCACUGAAAUACGUGACAUCCCUUCCCGACUUGAUCGAUUUUGUGUUUCCUGCUUGUGACCUACACCACACUGACAGAAUUGCUGGCAGGUCCAUUCUUUCAACCAUGAACGCCAAUGUCCAGCAGAUCAACAACACCGUUCUCAACCUGAUGGACGGCGUCGUUCAUGAGUUGAGGAGUGCGGAUUCCGUCGACAAGGAGAACGACGAUGGUAUGGAUGUAGACGUUCACUUGUUGAACCAAGCUACUGGCAAGGGUGUACCAGACCAUGUCCUGCGACUCAAGAUUGGCUCCGUGUGUCUCGUCAUGAGGAACUUGAACAUUGACAGCGGACUCGUAAACGGCACUAAAGUGAUCGUGACUGCAAUAAGACCUCGUCUGAUCACAGUGCGACUCCCUGGACAACAUGAUCCGAUUUGUAUUCCCCGGAUUCAAUUCGUUUUCCCGUUCGUUGAGGGGUCACCGCUUCGUGUCCGCCGUCUUCAGUUUCCUCUCAUGCUGGCAUAUUCCAUGACUGGCCACAAAAGCCAGGGCCAGACGAUUGAUCGCGUCGGAGUCGAUCUUCGCAGUGACUGUUUCACUCAUGGUCAGUUGUACGUCCUGCUCAGUAGAGUCAGGCAUCCAGACCAUAUAGUCGUCCUUGUCCGUCCCGACCGUGUCCAAGGUGGAAUCGCAUACGCGAAGAAUAUCGUGUAUGACGAUCUCCUCCUCUAA